This is a messenger RNA of Sphenostylis stenocarpa, 1119 nucleotides long. The record is from the annotation of a GenBank genome assembly. Lineage: Eukaryota; Viridiplantae; Streptophyta; Magnoliopsida; Fabales; Fabaceae.
AUGGGAAACGAGAAAGCAAAUAACUACUGGGAAGCAGAAUUACCUCCAAAUUAUGAUAGAGUUGGAAUUGAGAAUUUCAUUCGUGCAAAGUAUGAUGAAAAGAGAUGGGUUCCAAGAGAUGGGGAUUCAAAAACAUCUUCUGGAUUGCGGGAAGAGAGAAGUCCUUCACAUUGGCAGAGGCCCGUGGAGAGAAGUGGUCAUACUGCUGUUUCUGAAAAUACUUUUGAGGAAAGGAAGAAAUUCCAAUCGCCAAAUGCAAUUCCUGCAACAAGAAAUAGUGUUCCUGCUCCUGCUCCUCCCAAAGCACCUGAGCAAGUAACUCCUAUUACCAAACCUCAGCACGUUGAGAAAGUGGAACCAGUAGCACCUCGGCCACAAGCUGAAACUUUAAAGCUGGCUAAGGAUGCAGUUCAAAAUACCCCUCCAAAAGUUGACUAUGCUACAGACCUUUUCAACAUGUUGUCUAUGGAUGUCCCCAAAGAAAAUGGCUCUGAGUCAGCCAGUACAACUACUGAUGAUAAUCUCUGGGCAGGUUUCCAGUCUGCUGCAGAGGUGUCAACAGCUGAGAAGACUAGUCCGCCAAAAGAAGCUGAUAGUAGUCUGCCAUCUGCAACGGGUAUUGAGGAUCUUUUCAAAGACUCACCUUCUAUGAUGCCAAGCUUAGCUCCAGAAAAGCCACAGAAAGAUGUUAAAAAUGAUAUAAUGAGCCUCUUUGAGAAGCAGCUUGCCAUGCUUGCACAGCAACAAUCUCUUCUAAUGGCUGCUGCAGCUAAAUCUUCUGGUGGGGAUCCCAGGUAUCCUGCUGGCAUACAACAACCUAUACCCAAUGGUCCUAUGCAAAGUUGGCCAGCUACUGGCUACCCGAUUUCUGGAGUUAUGCCCGUGCAGGGUCAGACUAGGAGCAUGACCCCAGCACAUUUUGCUGGGAGCUCUGGACAAUAUCCACCACCAUCCAGUUUCUAUGGUAUGGGGCAAGUUCCACCUCCAGUUAACGGAAUGAUGACGACCGUGGGCGCGAGUAAACCUCAGGCAGGAGCUCCAGUGUCAUCUAGCACUACACAGUCAGCGAAGGAUUAUGAUUUUUCCUCCUUGACACAUGGGAUGUUUGCAAAACACUGA